This is a messenger RNA of Galeopterus variegatus (Sunda flying lemur), 1499 nucleotides long. It is a transcript of the gene REPS2, whose product is annotated as RALBP1 associated Eps domain containing 2. NCBI's taxonomy places the organism in Eukaryota, Metazoa, Chordata, Mammalia, Dermoptera, Cynocephalidae. Gene Ontology annotation, cellular component: plasma membrane; cytoplasm. Gene Ontology annotation, molecular function: calcium ion binding; protein binding. The annotation marks the transcript as partial. Gene Ontology annotation, biological process: endosomal transport; endocytosis. The record is from RefSeq and is a predicted model, not a curated record. The transcript is spliced from 15 exons.
CCUCUGCCUCGCUUUAUGAUGUCAAAGAACGAUGGUGAGAUACGAUUUGGGAACCUGGCUGAGCUGCAUGGAACUAAGGUUCAAAUUCCAUAUUUAACCACGGAAAAAAAUUCUUUCAAAAGAAUGGACGAUGAGGAUAAACAGGAAACACAGUCUCCCACGAUGUCACCCCUCGCCUCCCCUCCUUCUUCCCCGCCUCAUUACCAGAGGGUGCCCUUGAGCCAUGGCUACAGCAAACUGCGGAGCGGCACAGAACAGAUGCAUCCAGCUCCUUAUGAAGCGAGACAACCCCUUGUCCAACCAGAGGGACCCUCAUCAGGGGGCCCAGGAGCCAAGCCCCUUCGGCAUCAGGCUUCACUUAUCCGGUCCUUUUCAGUGGAGAGAGAACUGCAGGAUAAUAACAGUAAUUACCUGGACGAGCCCUGGAGGAUAACAGAAGAACAGCGCGAGUACUAUGUCAAUCAGUUCCGUUCCCUUCAGCCGGACCCCAGUUCCUUCAUUUCAGGUUCUGUAGCCAAGAACUUCUUCACCAAAUCAAAGCUUUCCAUUCCAGAACUCUCCUAUAUAUGGGAACUUAGUGAUGCUGACUGCGAUGGAGCCCUGACCCUGCCUGAGUUCUGUGCUGCGUUUCAUCUCAUUGUGGCCCGGAAGAACGGCUACCCGCUACCUGAGGGUCUGCCUCCAACUCUGCAGCCAGAGUACCUGCAAGCAGCUUUUCCUAAGCCCAAGUGGGAGUGUGCAUUAUUUGAUUCUUAUUCUGGGUCAAUGCCGGCAAACCAACAACCCCGUGACUUGAAUCGGAUGGAGAAGACAUCUGUUAAAGACAUGGCUGACUUUCCUGUCCCUACCCAAGAUGUGACUGGUGAUGACAAACAAGCUUUGAAAAGUACUGUCAAUGAAGUCUUACCAAAGGAUGUGUCCGAGGACCCAGCAACUCCUAAGGAUUCCAACAGUCUCAAAGCAAGACCAAGAUCCAGAUCUUACUCUAGCACCUCCAUAGAAGAGGCCAUGAAAAGGGGCGAGGACCCUCCCACCCCGCCACCGCGGCCACAGAAAACCCAUUCCAGAGCCUCCUCCUUGGAUCUGAACAAAGUCUUCCAGCCCAGUGUGCCAGCUACUAAGUCAGGAUUAUUACCCCCACCACCUGCACUCCCUCCGAGACCUUGUCCAUCACAGAUUUCCUAUCACAGUGUAAACAGUGAGCUCAGCACUCAGCCCAAGCUUCCAGCUCAGCUGCCUAACUAUGGAGAUUUCAGACUACAGGAACAGUCUGAACAAGCUUCCGAGGCUGCGUUACUCCCACAGCUGAACAGAGCCCCUUCCCAGGCUGCAGAAAGUAGUCCAGCGAAGAAGGACAUACCAUAUUCUCAGCCCCCAUCAAAGCCCAUUCGUAGGAAAUUCAGACCAGAAAAUCAAGCUACAGAAAACCAAGAGCCUUCUACCACUGUAGGUGGGCCAGCUUCAGUAGCUACUGUGAAACCCCAUCCGACAGUCCAAAA